AAAAAAGGUUGAAAAUUGCUGCUUAGCCAGCUGUGGCCAUGGGAAAGAGAUAUUGCCAUCCUCAGAUAAGAAAUAUACCUGGAGCUACCUCCUCAAUUUAGACGCUUCCUGAGGAGGGCUUAGUGACAGCGAAAGCUUAAUUUAUUCUUUUCCUGUUCCCAUGCUCUGUAAUUUCCCACUCAGUGUUUAUAAUCUUUAUAAACCAUGGCACAGUCCCUAUUUUUAUAUUACGGUUUUGGAGGACUUCUUUUUCAGAACUUUAAAAUAUUAUUUGUAUUAUAGAAAAUUAAGUGGGCAUUUCUCCAAUCUCUUCUCCUGCCUAAGAAGAACUUCAAAGCCGGAGGGCCUCCCUUGACUAUUCCUGCUCCUCCACAUGCCUAUGGAGAAGGAAGAUAAAAGGAUCAGAGUGUCUCAGCCCUUGACAAGAGGACCAAGUGCCUUUAUUCCAGAGAAGGAAGUUGCUCAAGCAAACACAGCGGAUGAACGUACUAACUUUCUUGUGGAAGAAUACUCUACAUCCGGUCGUCUGGACAACAUCACCCAGGUCAUGAGUCUGCACACUCAGUACCUGGAGUCUUUCCUGCGGAGCCAGUUCUACAUGCUGCGCAUGGACGGCCCCCUUCCUCUACCACACAGGCACUACAUCGCAAUAAUGGCUGCAGCUAGACAUCAGUGUUCUUACCUAAUAAACAUGCAUGUGGAUGAAUUCCUAAAGACAGGAGGUAUCGCUGAGUGGUUGAAUGGUUUGAAAUAUGUACCACAAAGACUGAAAAACCUUAAUGAAAUAAAUAAGCUGCUAGCACACCGACCCUGGCUGAUCACGAAAGAGCACAUUCAGAAACUUGUCAAAACUGGAGAAAAUAAUUGGUCUCUGCCCGAACUGGUACAUGCUGUGGUCCUACUGACACAUUAUCAUGCUUUGGCAAGCUUUGUUUUUGGUAGUGGCAUCAAUCCGGAGAGAGAUCCAGAAAUCUCCAAUGGAUUCAGGCUAAUAUCAGUCAACAAUUUCUGUGUUUGUGACCUCGCUAAUGACAACAACAUAGAGAAUGCAUCCCUUACAGGCAACAACUUCGGGAUUGUAGGUUCCCUAAGUGAGCUGGAGGCCUUAAUGGAAAGAAUGAAAAGGCUUCAAGAAGAAAGGGAAGAUGGAGACACAUCUCAGGAAGAAAUGACCACUCGUUUUGAGAAGGAGACGAAAGAAAGUCUUUUCGUUGUCUCUGGAGAUACUUUUCAUUCAUUUCCUCAUUCAGAUUUUGAGGAUGACAUGAUUAUAACAUCUGAUGUCUCCCGAUAUAUUGAAGACCCCGGUUUUGGGUAUGAAGACUUUGCUAGACGAGGAGAAGAGCAUUUGCCAACAUUCCGAGCUCAGGACUAUACCUGGGAAAACCAUGGGUUCUCCCUGGUGAACAGACUUUAUUCUGACAUUGGACAUCUUCUUGAUGAAAAGUUUCGCAUGGUCUACAGUCUCACCUAUAACACUAUGGCCACCCAUGAAGAUGUCGACACAACCAUGCUGCGCAGAGCUUUAUUUAACUAUGUCCACUGUAUGUUUGGAAUCAGGUAUGAUGACUAUGAUUACGGAGAAGUUAAUCAAUUACUUGAACGAAGCCUGAAGGUUUACAUUAAGACAGUGACCUGCUAUCCUGAGAGAACUACCAAGCGCAUGUAUGAUAGUUACUGGCGUCAGUUCAAACACUCAGAAAAGGUUCACGUCAAUUUACUGUUAAUGGAAGCACGGAUGCAAGCUGAACUUCUGUACGCUCUUCGUGCCAUAACUCGGCAUUUGACCUGAAGCCUCACCCAGGGAAAAUGUCAGAUGUGUGUAAAGACCUUUUCACAUAAGAUAUAUACAUCAGAAGCUGUUUGUGAUGUAGCAUCAAAAGUUAUUCAGUUCUCUGUGUCAAAGUUUAGCCGUUUUGGGGGGCGGCUGUAAUGUGCAAUGAUGUGUUUUCUUUUUCUUGAUGCUUAACAUUACUAACAAUUGCGAAAAUAAUACUGAGGAGCACUACUUUGCAUUGUUUAUAGUUGGAGUUUUGGAAACUGAUCAUAAAUCAUGAACCUGGUUUGUUAAUGCUUAACUUCAGCGCUUUGGGGUUUGUGUGUAUGUGUAUUUCUCUCCCCACCUUUUUUUGUUGUCGUUAAAUGAGGAAAAGCGCUUACAAUCUACUCAAGCAAUUGUUUAUUCAGAUGUUGGAAUUCAGCAAAGAAUAACCUCCUCUGGCCACUCCACUUUUCAUGGUGUGUCCUAAAUCUGGCAGAGGAAAAGCAUGCGCCAUUGAACUAAGCUGCUCACAGGACACAGCCCUGUGUCCCCAGGAGAUUAUUGUCAGGCACUGUUUGGUUUUCUUGUUUGUUUUCGUUUUUUUUACUGCUAUUGGCGAUAACGUGAAAUGUGAUACAGCCAUUGUCCAUAAUUUAAUGUGAAAUUAAUCAUGAUGAAUUCUAUAGCAUGCUACUGAAAUGCCAAAUUCAGCUAUUUUCUUUCUCUUCUGAAACAGAAGUUUCAGUUUUCCAUAUCAGAUGUGUAUAUUAAAGGUGGAAUUAUACACAGUCCUUCCUAUCACUGACAGUAAUCCUCCGUCACCUUCAGUUAUCAGUGCUCACAGUGCUGCUUAUAGUUCAUUUAGUUGGCACAUGUAAUCUUGUACCCACACUAGGCUGACCAAAAAUUUUGUUUGCACAUUUUUCUUUUCUCAUAGUGUUUUCUAUAUUGCAGUACGCAGAAGAAGGUUACUAUUCCUAUAUUUUUUUCCUGUUAGGCUUUUAGAACUUAUUUUCCAUGAUUUUUCUUAUAAUAGGUUAAACAGUUUAUUAUUCAAAGGUAAAAAUUGUGUUUCUAUGCAUUAAUGUGAAUGAACAACAACAACAGAAAGAGUGCAAUAUGUUAAAGAAACAUACUAAACUUCCCCCCUAUUAUGUCACUGCAGAAGUGUCCUUUAAGACAGAGCCAUAAAGAAAUUUGGUUCAGAUUUCUUUAUUGCACAAGGCUUUCCCCUUACUGGGGUUGACAGUGUUCCUUUCAUAAAGCCAAAGCACCCCCUUCCCCAGAAAAAUCUCUUUGGACGACGAGUUUAAAAAUAAUGAACAAGUCUUAGGGGAGGAAUAUAAGCAUCCAAAAAGUCACAUUGUUGCAUUGGUUUAUGUUGCUUGAUUAGACUAUCUUCACAGAGCACAACAUUAUGUGUUUAUAGCUUUAAUUUGUGUUACGUUAAUGAACCAGCGAAGUGCCUAAAGAGAUGCUUACAGCCAUCCGAUGGGACACAACUGCACGGCUUAAACACUUUGUGGUUAAUUAAUGGUGACUUGAAUUGUACACCAACAUGCUAAUUUUUUAAAAGCAGAUCAAUUUUUUCCUAGUAAAUAAUAGUAAAUAGUUAAAAUUUUUGUUAGAUUUCCCACAAAGAUUUCAUUUUAGACUUAUUUGUUAUAUAGGACUUACUUUUUCCCCCCUCUCAUGAAAGAAUAGUGGGCUAGUGUUUUGUUUAAUAAUUCCCUCCCCCCCCCCUUCCAUUUAUCAUCCUUUUCUGGUACAAUGCAGUAGGUUGCUUUCUUUUAGAUUUUGUUCCAGAUGACUGUGAGCCCAGUAACAUAAGGCAGUUCUGCAUUUUUGGAUUCCAGGAUCUUCUUUGAAAACUUCCAUGUGAGGAAAAAACAAUGAAUUUUUUAAAGACGAGGGUGGUUUAUUUAAAGAGAUUACUCAAAGAACUUGUGCCAGGUUUCUUCUGUUUUGUUUAUUGAUAUGCCAUAUAUUGGCUUUAUUCAAUAUCACAUUAUAUAGAUAUGUAUUUUAAAAGUAUAUAGGAGAAUGGCAAAACCUAGACGACAACAUUAAUGUCCAUUUAACUUUCCAAACUUUAGAAAACUUUCAAGUUGAGGAUCUCUUUUAUUCUUGACAUUUGUUUUUUUAAUAGGAAUCCUUCAGUUAAUAGCCCUAUGUUUGUGCAGGGGACCUCUAUUACAGGAGGAAGAUGAUUGUUAUAUAUUGAAAAGGAAGAGAAAUUCUCACAGAACACCAUAUGAGCUUUAGACCAAAAGAGGAAACAAGGCUUAAGUAACUAAAAUGGCCACUUCAUUUUUAUUUUUUGCUUUUUUCCCCUCAGAAAUGUAAGUAGUUGGAGUUUGGGUUACGGAAAUUUAGUGCCUUUCCUAGAUCUCUUUCCUAGCAAGGUUUCUUUCCUCAGCAUUGAUCCAUCUCGUCAGUAAUCAGGAAAAUAAGUUGGCUUGGAACUAUAAACAGAAACAAAACCAUCUAUUUAUGAACCUCAGUGAACCAGCCUAGAGAAGGUGACCUCUGGAGGUGCUUGAUUAAGCACCUACUCAGACGCAUGCGCAGCAUUCCAGGUUGUGGAUACCAUUUUACAGCGAGCUUGCUGUGGACUUUAUCUAAUGCAGACUUGAAAUUCCGAUGCGGUUUUCCAGGGUGGUAUUUUUUCAGAGUAUUGAAUUUACUAUGUAGUAAUUUAUAGUAUAGCUUUUUAUAUUAAAAUGUGAUAUUUUUAAAA
Messenger RNA from Myotis brandtii (Brandt's bat), 4502 nucleotides. RefSeq names its product sestrin 3 (gene SESN3). The record is from RefSeq and is a predicted model, not a curated record. Gene Ontology annotation, cellular component: nucleus. The transcript is spliced from 10 exons. NCBI's taxonomy places the organism in Eukaryota, Metazoa, Chordata, Mammalia, Chiroptera, Vespertilionidae. Gene Ontology annotation, molecular function: oxidoreductase activity, acting on peroxide as acceptor; L-leucine binding. Gene Ontology annotation, biological process: cellular response to leucine starvation; positive regulation of macroautophagy; negative regulation of TORC1 signaling. The coding region runs from base 374 to 1792 and encodes 472 amino acids.